AUUCAUCCUCUGAGUCCUUUUCGAUGUCGUCUGCUGUCUCCCAUCUGUCGAGUUUUGGGUUGUCGCUCGAGUGUUUUUUUGUCUUCUUCUGAGCGUGAGAUCUCUUCCGCGCCAUGUUAUGGGUGUUAGUGAAGAAGGUGUGCAGGAGAGGAGAUGGUAGUAUUUUAAUAUAAUAUAUAAUUAUAUUUAUCUCUAAUAAUCUCCUAUCUCUGCUAUCUCCUACGGCGCCAGAAACCGAGAUUGUGAAAGCAGGCCUGUAGAAAUAAAUAAUAGAUAGAUACGCUCGAGUACAAUAAAAAUAAGUUUAGUCGCUCUGCUCUCAAAAUAUUCAUCCUCGCCGGAUAGUUUCCAAUUGAAGGAUUCCCAUUUGCUCUCUUCUAGCGCUACACUCACGACGAAUUUGAUAAAAUGUCUUUCGAAAGCUUAGGUAGUACAAACACCUUCCAAUGGCUCGCAAACCUUGGAACCGAGCAGAACACUGAGAACAAGCACUUCCUUAGAAAGACAUCUAUCAUUGCUACCAUCGGUCCAAAGGUUAACAACGUAGAGUCACUCACUAGCUUGCGUGAAGCUGGUAUGAACAUCGUUAGAAUGAACUUCUCUCACGGUUCAUACGAAUACCACCAAUCUGUCAUCGACAACGUUCGCACCACCGUCGCAGCAAACCCAGACCACAGACCACUCGCUAUUGCUUUGGACACUAAGGGUCCAGAGAUCCGUACCGGUUUGAUGAAGGGCGGUGAUGACAUCAAGGUAGCCCAAGGUCACGAAAUGUACGUCACCGUAGACCCUGCCUACGCAGAAGCCUGUGAUGACCAAUACAUGUACGUCGACUACACAAACAUCGUCAACGUCAUCGAGCCUGGAAAGUUGAUCUACGUCGACGACGGUAUCCUCUCCCUUUUGGUCCUCGCCGUCGAGGGCAAGAACCUCAAGGUUAGAUGUCUCAACAACGGUGUCCUCUCCUCACGCAAGGGUGUCAACCUUCCAAAGACCGACGUCGAUCUUCCAGCUCUCUCAGAAAAGGACAGAAACGACCUCCAAUUCGGUGUUAAGAACAACGUCGACAUCGUCUUCGCUUCAUUCAUCAGAAGAGCCGAUGAUGUUAAAGAAAUCCGUAAGGUCCUCGGUGAAGCCGGUAAGAACAUCAAGAUUAUCGUCAAGAUUGAAAACCAACAAGGUGUCAACAACUUCGACGAAAUCUUGAGAGAAACUGACGGUGUUAUGGUUGCUCGUGGUGAUCUCGGUAUUGAAAUCCCAGCCAGCCAAGUUUUCAUGGCACAAAAGAUGAUGAUCUCAAAGUGCAACAUUGUCGGUAAGCCUGUCAUUUGCGCUACUCAAAUGCUUGAAUCUAUGACCUUCAACCCACGUCCAACCCGUGCUGAAGUUUCAGAUGUCGCAAACGCCGUCCUCGACGGUGCGGACUGUGUUAUGUUGUCAGGUGAAACCGCAAAGGGUACAUACCCAAUCGAAUCUGUCAAGCUCAUGGGUGAAGUUUGUUUACUCGCCGAGCAUGCACUUGCCAACGGAAAGAUCUACCAAGAACUCCGCGCUCUCGCCCCAAGACCAAUGGACACAACUGAAACAAUCUCCUCAGUCGCUGUUUCAGCUGCUAUCGACCAAGGUGCUUCAGCUAUCCUCGUCAUGUCCACUUCAGGCAACACUGCUAGAUUACUCUCAAAGUACCGCCCACGUUGCCCAAUCCUUUGCGUUACCCGUAACGAACAAACUUCACGUCAGCUCCACUUGAGCCGUGGUGUUUACCCAAUCUUCUACAACGAAUCCAGACCACAAGACGAAUCAAACUGGCAAGUCGACGUCGACAACAGAAUCCGUUAUGGUUUGAAGAAGGCUCUCGACUUGGGUAUCGUCGAAAAGGGCACCACCGUCCUCGCUGUUCAAGGAUGGAAGGGUAACGCUGGUCACUCCAACACUCUCCGUAUUCUCUCUGUCCCAGAAAAUGACCAUGAGUACGCACUUCACCCAAUUGAAUAAGUAUCUAUGCCCUUAAACUAGUGCAUAACACAAUUUUCUGUCUUUUGUUUCAUUACCUGUCAAGGAUGUACUUGCAAUAUAAUUUUAUAUUAGAUUA
This is a messenger RNA of Wallemia mellicola CBS 633.66, 2092 nucleotides long. Its product is annotated as pyruvate kinase. Bases 409 to 1995 code for a protein of 528 amino acids. The transcript is spliced from 3 exons. The record is from RefSeq and is a predicted model, not a curated record. Gene Ontology annotation, biological process: glycolytic process. Gene Ontology annotation, molecular function: potassium ion binding; pyruvate kinase activity; magnesium ion binding. Gene Ontology annotation, cellular component: cytoplasm. Lineage: Eukaryota; Fungi; Basidiomycota; Wallemiomycetes; Wallemiales; Wallemiaceae.